GAUUUGAUUCGGCGCCACUUUAAAAAAACGAAAUUCAAGAAAAGCAGGCCUAAAGAGACGACAGUCCUGCCUUUGCGAACAUUCUUUCCGUUACGAUUCCGCAUUCGUUACGAUUCCGCAUUCCGUUCCUGCCUUUGCCUUUGCCUACUUCGCACGCAGUCCAUUUCUCAAAAAUUUUAUCCUCAAGCAAACCAAAACCCAAAACCAAAAAAAAAAAAAAAAAAUCUUAGCUUCGUUCGAUCCCACAACUUAUUCCUCUGAUUCUCAGACUCACGCAGAUAUCAAAAUCUUUUGGGCAUAGAGAUAAGGAAGCAACCUAUAGUUAUGCGUGCAAAUGGCAACAUAUGAUUAUGAUCCUGAUGUUACUCGGUGGGGUCUCCAUCAUCUUACAUAUGAUUAUGAUCCUGAUGUUACUCGGUGGGGUCUCCAUCAUCUUACAUAUGAUUAUGAUCCUGAUGUUACUCGGUGGGGUCUCCAUCAUCUGCUAGAUGUUUGCACUCUUACGAAUAAUGCUUCUUGUAGUGGUGUGACUCGAUAUGACCAAGAUUUGAGUCGAGUUGAGUUUGUUAGAGAAGGUUAUUGUGAGAAGGAUAAUGUGGAGAAUGAUGAGGCUAUAGCACAUGCGCUUCAAGAAGAAUUUUUGCGGAUUGAUUGUUUAGAAGCUUCCGGAGUAUCUAAUGGUGGGCCAGAGCAUUUGCAAGAAUCGGUUCUUGCACAGAAUUGUCUUGGUCCUUCGGGUAGACACUAUAGUUAUGGGCAUGCCAAUGAUCAGCAAGCAGCAAAUGGACCUGGCAUACAGAUGGAGAAUGCAGUUCCCUGUGGAAUCAUAAUAGAGGAGGUGGGUGAUCAUAACAGAGUGGAAAAUAAUGUACAACCUGAAAUUAAAAUGUUCGCAUCAUGCUCUAAACCAGGAGGAGAAAAAUCAUCUUAUGUGGAUGAUUUGUUUCAUAUAAUCGAUAUAGCUGAUGAGUCAAGUCUUGAUGGUGAAGUAGGCAAACGAUUGAAUCAGAUGGUUCCUGUUCCUAUGGAGAAUGCAGUUCCCUGUGGAAUCAUAAUAGAGGAGGUGGGUGAUCAUAAUAGAGUGGAAAAUGAUGUACAACCUGAAAUUAAAAUGUUCGCAUCAUGCUCUAAACCAGGAGGAGAAAAACCAUCUUAUGUGGAUGAUUUGUUUCAUAUAAUCGAUAUAGCUGAUGAGUCUAGUCUUGAUGAUGAAGUAGGCAAACGAUUGAAUCAGAUGGUUCCUGUUCCUAUGGAGAAGGCAGUUCCCUGUGGAAUCAAAAUAGAGGAGGUGGGUGAUCAUAACAGAGUGGAAAAUGAUGUACAACCUGAAAUUAAAAUGUUUGCAUCAUGCUCUAAACCAGGAGGAGAAAAACCAUCUUAUGUGCGUGAUUUGUUUCAUAUAAUCGAUAUAGCUGAUGAGUCCAGUCUUGAUGGUGAAGUAGGCAAACGAUUGAAUCAGAUGGUUCCUGUUCCUCAUGUUCCUAAGACUAUUGAGAAAAUACCUACAGCUGAUGAAGAAAUAUCAGAUCAUCAAAGGCUGCUAGAGAGGCUGCAGUUAUAUGAGCUGGUUGAGCUUAAGGUUCAAGGAGAUGGUAACUGCCAGUUUCGUGCUUUAUCUGAUCAACUGUAUCGUUCUCCUGACCACCACGCUUCUGAAAGAGAACAGAUUACUCAACAGCUUAAGUAUCACCCGGAAAUGUACGGGGGUUAUGUCCUCACGGCUUACAAUGACUAUUUGAAGAAAAUGAGCAAGAGUGGCGAAUGGGGUGAUCAUGUGACAUUGCAGGCUACUACAGAUUGGGGUUUAUUGGCCUUUUAUGGUCUUUCUCUUCCUCAUACCCUAGUCCAACUUACUGCUGGGGUCCCAACAUCAUUGCCUGCAGGAGUAAAGUAUGAAUUUCAGACAUUUCCGGUUGAUUCAAGAGCUAUAGCAGAUGGAGAUGGGAUGACAGUGUAUACAGUCCCAAGGGAGCCAUCUUGUGUUCCUAUAGAAGUACAAGUAGCAGCUGUCCAAAGAUCACAAGCGUGUGUUGAGAAAAAUUAUACAAAAGCAUUUGCAAUUCACAAAAAAAUUAUUGAGUCUGGAUAUCGGAUACUCGAUUUUCAGAACAAUAAGGAAACCCUUGCUCGAAAGUAUCGAAUUCGACUAAGGGGAAUAGAUGCACCAGAGAAUCAAAUGCCAUAUGGGAAAGAAGCAAAGGAGGAGCUGACAAAGAUUGUGCAAGGAAAGUGCUUGCGAGUCCUUGUUUAUGGGGAAGAUCAAUAUGGCCGUUGCGUAGCUGACAUAUAUUGCGAUGGCAAAUUUGUUCAGGAAUUAAUGCUUAAGAAAGGUUUUGCAUGGCACUAUGCAACCUAUGACCAACGCCUAGAACUUGCAAGAUGGGAAAAAGAGGCUCGAGCCACAAGAGUUGGCCUCUGGGCUUCAUCGAAUCCUGAGAAGCCAUGGGAAUGGAGAAAGAAGAAUAAGAAGAAAGGACAAAAGAGAAUAAGGAGAAAGGACAAAAGCGAAGGUAGAUGACAUUUUCCAAAUGGGAAGGAAAGUGAGACCUCCUUGUGACUAAUUAUCUUAUUUGUUCCAAGGCAACCCGAGUUUUAUACUAGCUAAGAAGUUGGCAGCUUUGAAGUUGGAUCUAAAAAAGUGGAACGAAGCAGAGUUUGGUAAUGUCACUAUUAAAAAACAGCAUCUUUGGAACAAGUUGAAUGAUUUGGAUGUGAGAGAGGAGACUCAACCUUUAACAGUUGAGGAAAAGUUAGAACAAACUGAUCUCCGUACCGAGAUUGAAAAGCUUACUCUUUUAGAAGAGGUUAGUUGGAGGCAGAAGUCUAGGGUGUUGCAUUUGAGGGAGGGAGAUGCUAAUACUAAAUUUUUCCAUAGAAUGGCUAAUUCCCAUAGAAGAAAUAAUGGUAUUGAGAGCCUUAUGGUUGAUGGAAUCUUGUCUUCAGAUCAAGGUAUGAUUGCUGAUUGUAUUACUCAAUUCUUUAUGAAAUUAUACUCUGAGGUGCAAGUUGAUAGACCGUUUCCAGAAGUCUUGGUAUUUCCUAGGAUUUCUGGUGAUAAUGCAGAUUGGCUAGAUAAACCCUUCGAAGAGGUAGAAAUUUUUGAGGUCAUACAGAAUUUUAAUGGUGAUAAAUCGCCUGGACUUGAUGGGUUUCCAAUGGCUUUCUUCCAAGCUUGCUGGGGUAUUCUCAAAACUGAUCUUAUGGCUGUUUUUCAUGAUUUUUUUUGCUAAAGGUUAGUUUGAGAAGAGUUUGAAUGCAACUUUCAUCACCCUCAUACCUAAAAAAAAUGAAGCAAUUGAAGUUAAGGAUUUUCGCCCCAUUAGUCUUGUUGGGGGGGGGGGGGGGGGUGGGGGUUAUAAAAUCAUUGCUAAGGUCUUAGCCAACAGACUUUGCACAGUCAUGGAAGAUAUAAUUUCAGCUUCACAGAAUGCUUUUGUGAGGAACCGGCAAAUUCUUGACCUUGUACUUAUUGCUAAUGAAUGCCUUGAUAGUAGAUUGAAAACUGGGUUGCCGGAUAACUUCUGAACGGUAAGGAAUUUUUAGAA
This is a messenger RNA of Quercus robur (English oak), 3545 nucleotides long. RefSeq lists its product as uncharacterized. Gene Ontology annotation, molecular function: cysteine-type deubiquitinase activity. Gene Ontology annotation, biological process: protein deubiquitination. The coding region runs from base 335 to 2518 and encodes 727 amino acids. The transcript is spliced from 16 exons. Gene Ontology annotation, cellular component: cytoplasm. The record is from RefSeq and is a predicted model, not a curated record. NCBI's taxonomy places the organism in Eukaryota, Viridiplantae, Streptophyta, Magnoliopsida, Fagales, Fagaceae.